Molecule: messenger RNA, 144 nt
Organism: Dentiscutata erythropus
Lineage: Eukaryota; Fungi; Glomeromycota; Glomeromycetes; Diversisporales; Gigasporaceae
Source: the annotation of a GenBank genome assembly
AUGAAAAUAUUAGGUAAUGCUAUGAAAGAAUCUAGUGAUUUAAAAAGUUAUCAAAACUAUUUUCGUUUAACAACAACAAAUAUAGAAGAUAUUAUUGAAAAACAUUUAAACGAAGAAGAAGAAGAUUUUUAUAUUGAGCAUUAU